AAUAUACAAAUUAUCAAAAAAAAUAAUACAUAACCUAAACUGUCAAAUUAUACAUAGAUCGCUUCGAUAUUAUAAGUAUUUUUUAUUAUAAGUAUUUUUUACACGAAGUUUUAACUCAAUAGUUUUUUCCUCGAUGUAGUUCAUUGUGUAAAUAGUUGGUUAGUCCUUAAUUAUGUGUGAAUUACCACCAGAAUUAAUUAUUAAACCAUUAGCUCUUAUUGGCUUAAGUGGUUUAAAUAUUGUCAAUCCUAUACAUCGGUCAAUUUGGGAUGCAUUCAGUAAUAAUCGAAGAUUAGAAAGUUCUGCCAUACAAUUUAAAUUACUUACUCCUACUCAUGAAUUUCCUACAGUAAAACCCAAGAGAAAUUCAUAUGAAUAUUAUAAACCUAAAGGAAUAUUAAAACGUAAUUGGAUGAACAAAUAUCUUAAUGAAAUUCCAGCUGUAGUUGUUGUAUUUUAUAAUUUAGAUUGGAAUGAUCCACAAUGGAAUGAGAAAAAAAUGGAAUGUGCUUCUAAAGUACAAUCUCUCAGAAAUGCUUUGGAUGGAAGAACUACAAAAAUAGCUGUAGUACUUAUACAGCAAUGUACACAACCUCCACCAGGAUCUGAAAAUGCUAUUGCAACUGAACGUGCUACAGCUGUGUGUGGAGCAUGUGAACUAUCUCCAAAAUUAUUAUAUAUUUUACCACAUGGAAAUCAUUUAUUGGGAUACAUUUCUAGAUUGGAAAGUGCUUUAUAUGAUCUAGCACAAAACUUUUAUCAUCAUGAAUAUCGUAUUGUCAAAGGACAUAGAGAUCAACUUAAUAAAACUGUGCAAAAAAAUACAUAUAAACAUUUAUUUGUACGCCAUCAAUUUAAAAUGGCAUUUUUAAAUGAAUUGAAACAAGAUCAAAAUUUAGCUCAGAAGCAUUAUACUCAAGCAUAUAAUCAUUUAUUAGAAAUACAAAUAACAGACACAAAUGUAAUGGAAAUUACAACUAUUGCUUCUUUUAUAAAUUAUAAAUUAUGUAAAAUAAUGUUCAACUUAAAUGUUCCUAAAGAUGCUAUAUCACAAUUUAGACUUCAUACUGACAGAUUUAAAUUAUGGACUGGUCCAAAGGAACUUAUAUUUGAACAUCAUGCUUGGAUGUGUAGUCAAUUUUCCACAUUUGCAGAAUUAUUUGAUGAUGCUAUUCGACAAGGACUUCCUGCUGUUCAAACUCAGCAUCCUGGAUAUUAUUUUCAAUCAGCAGCUCAUCAUGCAGGUUUAAGGCAAGCAGCUUGCAAAGAACUUUGUCAGAAUGUAAAUAGCUAUCCAGAACCUGAUCCAUUAGCAGGAGAAGAAAAACUUGAAUUCUAUGGACAGCGACCAUGGCGUCCUGGAAAAUUAAGUGCAGAACCUGCAGAUUCUAUGAAAGAAGUACUUGCUAUACAGGCUUUGCAGUAUAAAGAAAAAUAUACAGUUAAUCAUUCAAAUAUAAUUAUUGGUUUAUUGGGUAAUGCAAUUUCACAAUUUAAAGUAUAUAGAUGUCCACGAAUGAGAAGAGUAUUAGUUGUACAAAUGGCUGAAGAAUAUUAUAAUUGUAAGGAUUAUGGAAAAGUUCUAACAUUAUUGAUGCACAUGUUAUGGGAAUAUCACGGUGAACGGUGGCCUGUCUUAAUCACAAAUAUCUUAAAAAAUGCUUUGCGUGCGGCAUAUCUUUCCACGAAUAUUCAAGACUACAUCACCUUGGCAUUUGAAGCUUUGGGACCUUCUACUACAUUUUCGGAGGAUUAUAAAAUUUCUAUCUAUAAUAAUAUUAUUAAUAUUCUUCAUAAAAAAUCACCAACUCCGGAUUCUGAUUUACCCGAUGAUGUGAAAUAUCCCGCAGUAGAAAAAUGGAUAAUCGAACUUAAUCAAUCAGAACCACUUGUUUUUACAAUUGAUGAUAAUAACAUGAGUUCGUUUAUAGAAGUUAAAGCAAGGUUUUUGCAACCAAAGUAUGCAGUCAAUUCUAUGGUUAGUGUGGAAGUCAUUAUUAGAAAUUCAUAUAGUAAUACCAUUGAAUUUUCUAAAAUAUCAAUAACAAUUAAUAAUCCAGGAUAUAAUGAAGAAUUUAUUAUUAAUGAUACUAAACAUAGUAAUCUUAUUUUUCAUGGGAAAGAAAUGAAAAAAUUUCUUCAUCAAUUUCAAGCUCCACAAAAAAAUGAUAGUAAUGAAAUGCGCAUUACUACAAUUUCAUUGUACAUGGGUAAUGAUGAAAGUUGCUGCAUUAUUUUGAGAUUUUCUGCUCUAGGAAGAGAAACAAAUUUUUUAAGCCGAUUAUAUCCUGAAAUACAACAACUUCGAGGAGAAUUCGAAACAAUACAACCAUUAGUCAGUGCCGAAAUAAAACAGGAAGAAUCUAGUCUAAGUAUAAGUGCAGAAUCAAAUAAUCCGGCGCUUUUAGGAGAAUGGCUACCUAUUAAUAUAUCUAUUACUGCUAAUGAAGAAAUAUCAUCAGCAAUUUUAAAUGUAUUACUUGUAUCUGAUGGAACAAAUGAACAAUCAACGGAAUUAAGCUUAACAAUGAAUAAUAAACAAUCAGUAAUAUCGAUAUCCAUUAAUAAUUUGGGAAAUAAUUGCGUUACUCGUCAAACUGUAUAUUUAAGAGCUCACAAAGUUGGUGAUCGAGAUAUACAUAUAAAGGUAGAAUAUUCAAGAUCUAAACAAAUUAAAGGAUUUAAAGAAUUAAUAUAUUCAUUGUCAGUUACAAAACCAUUUGAAAUAUCAACAUUAUUUUAUACAUCACUUUUUGAACCAUUAACAAAAGGUUUUAUUUAUGAACCAUUUAUAAUUAUGCCUCAUAUUUCUUGUAUCUCUCCAUGGCCUAUAUAUAUUAUAAAUACUUCUAUAGAAUUGGGAGAUUCAAUAGAAAGAGAGAGUGAAGAUCAAUCAGUAUCUGUUUUGGCCGGUAUUACAUUAUCUGAAAAUGAAACAAGUACAGAUGCAUAUUAUUUGAUACCAAAAGUGAGUGGUGAACAACCUAUCAGUACAGGUGUUUAUACCAUUAGAUGGAAACGUGCAAAUGAUGAUAAUGCAUUAGAAACUAGUAGUAGUGUUACUUUAUCUCCGUUAGGAAUUGAAGAUGCAGUAAUUGGUUUAGAAGCUAAAUUACCUGCUCAUGGUUGGGUUCGUACACCGUUACUAAUAUCGUAUUUUAUAAAAAAUCAUUCCGAUCAAAUGAUUACGUUACGAUUAACUAUGGAAGCUAGUGAUGCUUUUAUGUUUGCUGGACAAAAACAAAUUGAUAUUUAUAUACUUCCAAAAAAUGAAAGAAAAGUUGAAUGGAUUUUACGACCAUUGGUGGCAGGUUUUGUACAACUUCCAACAUUAUCAUUAACAAUUCCUGAUGAUGAAUACAAAUUAAGUAAAACGCGACUUUUGGAAAUGGUAGAGAGAUCAAUACCAAGUCAUAUAUAUAUCCUUCCAACUUCACAAACUAUAGAAGAAUAAAUAAAAUAUCAAAUGUAGUGAGAAGAUAGGUAAUAGAGAAAAAAGAAAUUUUGUUCUUUUAUCAUAAUACAUUGAGCCACAGAUACAUUAUCUAUACAUUCUUAAAUAUAAAAAAAAUUCGUAUUUAAAAUUAUAAAUACUAAUUUGUUAAAUAUAAUUUAUUUAAGUUA
Messenger RNA from Apis mellifera (honey bee), 3624 nucleotides. RefSeq names its product trafficking protein particle complex subunit 11 (gene gry). The record is from RefSeq and is a predicted model, not a curated record. The transcript has 21 exons. The coding region runs from base 173 to 3454 and encodes 1093 amino acids. Gene Ontology annotation, cellular component: cytoplasm. Lineage: Eukaryota; Metazoa; Arthropoda; Insecta; Hymenoptera; Apidae.